AUGGCCUUCUUCACGACGACGCUGGAAUUAAGCGGAACGACUGGAUUACUGGGAUUGCCGGAGAAGAGCAUCUACCCCGUCAAGGCUCCCGAAGACAAGCGCUUCUGGCGGUGCAAACUGUCGAUGGAUCAUUUUAACGAGGGAUAUGAGAUGUUUGAGGUGCGACGCAAGAGGGAAUGGCUGGAUGACGAUGGGAAACCUGUCUAUACGAGAUGGGGCGGCCAGGAUUUUAUCUUGUUCGUAAAAUCGCGUCAAGCCGCACGGUUCAUUAAUCGUCCGGGAUUUUAUCACAUACCCACUAAAAUCCAACGGUCUCUAGCACUGCAUGAUGGGCAGUGGUACAGUACGGAUUACCGCGCAUCCGGCCUGUAUUGCAAAGUGGGCGUAUUGGGUUCAAUCCCGCUGCCGAUAUGCGUGCGAGUGCCCGAAAAAUUGCUGUUAGACGCAGCCAGGGAGGUGUCGGUGGCUCUGGUCCGAGAGGUGGCUUCGAAGGUUGAUAACGAUUGGAGAAAUGGGUGGACCAACCGUAGCGACGAAGAACGAGCCACAAUGGUCCGGAAUAUGAUUGAAUUUCUGCGCAAAAACAUUUGCAGAAGCUGGGGAUGUGGGGGAACGGUUGACGGCAACCCGCGGCAGCUAGCCACUGACAUUGCCAUUCAUAUUUGGAAGUAUGCGGAAUGGUUGGCUGGUACGGAAGAGCAGCUUCAAGCCACUUCCUUCUACCAAGAUUUGAUCAAGCUUGCGCAUAGCCACGCGACACACGGAACACUGCCCUGCAAUUGCCAUUGCAAUCAUUGGGACACAAUCUCAAAGCGUGCUCCGAAAUCUGCCGAAACGUUGAGCCAAGUCCUCGAAGGCGACGAGCAGAUCGCAGCAAUUUUGAACAAACUUACUUUG
Messenger RNA from Mesorhabditis spiculigera, 897 nucleotides. Lineage: Eukaryota; Metazoa; Nematoda; Chromadorea; Rhabditida; Rhabditidae. The record is from the annotation of a GenBank genome assembly.